This is a messenger RNA of Microthlaspi erraticum, 3306 nucleotides long. The record is from the annotation of a GenBank genome assembly. NCBI's taxonomy places the organism in Eukaryota, Viridiplantae, Streptophyta, Magnoliopsida, Brassicales, Brassicaceae.
AUGAGUUUAUGUGGACAUACUAGUGCAGUGGAUUCAGUAGCUUUUGACUCGGCUGAAGUUUUGGUACUUGCUGGAGCUUCUUCGGGUGUGAUAAAGCUGUGGGAUUUAGAAGAAGCAAAGAUGGUUCGAGCUUUUACUGGACAUAGAUCCAAUUGUUCUGCUGUUGAGUUUCAUCCGUUUGGUGAGUUUUUGGCAUCGGGAUCAAGUGACACGAAUCUAAAGAUUUGGGACAUCAGGAAGAAGGGAUGCAUACAGACGUACAAGGGUCAUACUCGUGGAAUCGAGACUAUCAGAUUUACUCCUGAUGGUCGUUGGGUAGUGACUGGAGGACUUGACAAUGUUGUAAAGGUAUGGGAUUUGACUGCUGGAAAGCUUAUACAUGAUUUUAAGUUUCAUGAAGGGCCUAUUCGUUCACUAGACUUCCACCCACUCGAGUUUCUCCUAGCCACAGGUUCUGCUGACAGGACCGUAAAGUUCUGGGAUUUGGAAACGUUUGAAUUGAUUGGAUCUACCCGACCAGAGGCUAGUGGAGUUCGUUCAAUCAAAUUUCAUCCGGAUGGACGAGCCCUUUUUUGUGGUUUAGAUGAGGGCUUAAAGGUUUAUUCAUGGGAACCAGUGGUCUGCCAUGAUAGUGUUGAUAUGGGAUGGUCAACGCUUGGUGACUUAUGCAUCAGCGAAGGGAAGCUCAUGGGUUGUUCAUACUACCAAAAUUCCGUAGGGAUUUGGGUCUCAGAUAUAUCACAAGUUGAACCAUAUGGCGUUGCAUCUGUGGAUAAAAAGGAAUGCGUGGAGAAAAUACUCAGUGUUCUCGACGAUCAGUCUUCCGAGAGAACAAGGAGUGGCCCGAGGGGCAGCUCAUCUCCAGAAUAUGAGACAAAAGAGAUCAAAAACAUAUACAUCGACUGUGGAAAUUCAGCUGUUGCACAUAAGACAGGAUCACUAAGUACUCCUAAAGUCAAUGCAACAUCUACCGGACAAGCAGGGGAUAAGUCUUUAAUAGUGCAUAGUGAUAUUGGGAAAGACUCUUCUGAUUCCGCAAGGGAAUCUAUCACUUUCUCAAAAACGAAGCCGGGCAUGCUGCUGAGACCAGCUCAUGUGAGAAAAACGCCAACAAAGGUUGGUGAAACAAAGCAGUCAGUGGCUGUUCAAUCUGGGACACUGAAACAAAGCGGACCGGAUAGUGAGAAAGAGCUGGAUGCUAAGACUGCAUUUGACUCAGGACAAAGCGGUAGAAAACUAUUUGAUGCCAAUGAUUCUAUCAUCAAGAGUAUAACCAACAAGUUUGAAAAAGCUUCAUUUCUAGAAUCACCAACUGAUGAAGCGAAAUGUAUGCCGCUGAAACCACCUCGUGUACAGAGAUCACCAAUUACUAAGCACAAUGAGGCAGGAUGGGCGGUUUCUGUUGAUUCUGGAACUUUAGACAGUAAAAAGAGUGGUUUAGAGGACUCAAGAGACAUCGACUUGCCGAAAGGGCAUGUGGAUGAGGAUGACAGAGGUAGUAACCCGAGUGAGGAGGAUUUCGAUAACAAGAUCAUUUCAAGCAAGCCAGAAAGAGUUUUGUCAUCAAAGAAAGCUGGUGACGAACCAAAAAGGGACCUAGGGGUUGAAUCCCCAGGAGGUAGCAAAGAUUCAGACUCCGUGAAGGUUGUUAGAGGAGUAAAAGUUGUUUCGGGGAGGACACGGUCAUUGGUUGAAAAGUUUGAGAGAGGAGAAAAAAUUACUCCAUCUGAAGAUAAAGCAGCCAGUGAAACAAUAGUUCAGAGCACUAAUGCAGUUGAGGAAGAGCCCCAGACACCAUCGUUACCAGCAGUUAGCACAACGCCUACCCAGGCAAUGCCAGUUAAACCUGAUCAGGCAACUAACUCGACGACAGUUGAAGCUCCUGUGGUGUCAACACGACGACCUAAACCUGAUCAGGCAACUAACUUGACGGCAGUUGAAGCUCCUGUGGUAUCAACACGACGACCUAGAAGUAUUCCAGCCAGAGUAAUGCCAGUGGUACUCGGUCGGGACGCUAACAUGACAACUGAUGCGCCACCUGUGACAGCAACACGACCUGGUAGCAUUUCAGCUACUGAUUUGACAUCUGAUGAGUCUGGUGUAACAUCAACACGGAAAACUAGGUCUUCUCCAGCCCCCGAUUUGCCUCUGAUACUUAAUCAGACGACAAAAAUGAAAUCUGAUGAGCCUCCUGCAACAUCAACACAACCUGAUAAGACUUCGGCUACUAAUUCGACAUCUGAUGAGUCUCCUGUAACUCCAACACGACAAGCGACUGCUCCAGCCCCAGUAACGCCUUUGAUACUCAAUCGGAGUCGGUCAACUAACAUGAAAUCUGAUGAGCCUCCUGUUAUAGCAAGAAGGCCACUUAGGAGUUCUUCAGCGCGAGGAAUGCCUGUGAUACUCAAUCAAGCCACUAACGCGCAUGAUGAUCGUCCUGUACCAUCAACACGAUCUACUAGGACUUCUCCUGCCCGUGUAAUCUCUAUGAAACUCAGUCAAGCAGAUAAUAUGCCAUCUUAUGAGGCUCCAGUUGCGUUAACACGGGCAGCUAGGAACUCCCCCGCUCGUGUGAUUCCUGUAAGACCCAAUCAAGCAAAUAAUGCGACUUCUGAUGCAUCUCAUAUAAGAUCCAGGCAGCGGUUUAGCCCAACUCAAACGAUGGCAACAGCUGCUGUAAUUGAUCAGGUGACUGAUUUGACACUGGAGGAGGCACAUAUAACACAAACUCAACCAGCUGAUGAUAUCUCAACCAAGAAGGAAGAGCCUCAGAUAUCUGGGAGGGAGAAUGAAAGUGACAUCAGUGAGACUUUAAUGCAAACUCACAAUGAGGUCUUAAACACUCUUCAAUCCAGGUUGACAAAAUUACAGAUUGUAAGACAUUUCUGGGAGCGUAGCGAUGUUAAAGGCGCGAUCAUGGCCUUGAGGAAGCUGUCAGAUCACUCUGUUCAAGCAGAUGUGAUCAGUAUUCUAACGGACAAAACAGAGAUUCUAACAUUGGAUCUGUUUUCCCAAUUAGCACCUGUCCUCACAGGCUUAUUGGGUAGCAGGACUGAAAGGCCUAUACAAGUCUCGUUGGAAAUGCUCUUGAAGCUUGUAUCAGUGUUCGGUACAGUUGUAAAUUCAACUGUUACGGCACGACGAAUUGUUGGUGUUGAUCUUCAUGCAGAAGAAAGGUUACAGAUCUGCCAAAGUUGUUCUGCGGAGUUGCAAAAGGUUCAGAAGAUUCUUCCUCUACUCACACGAAGAGAAGGUCUCAUAGCAAGAAAGGCGCAAGAACUAAACCUAGUUCUUCAGACACCAUAA